This is a messenger RNA of Clupea harengus (Atlantic herring), 2219 nucleotides long. RefSeq names its product CDC23 (cell division cycle 23, yeast, homolog) (gene cdc23). NCBI's taxonomy places the organism in Eukaryota, Metazoa, Chordata, Actinopteri, Clupeiformes, Clupeidae. Gene Ontology annotation, cellular component: anaphase-promoting complex. Gene Ontology annotation, molecular function: protein binding. The record is from RefSeq and is a predicted model, not a curated record. Gene Ontology annotation, biological process: cell division; anaphase-promoting complex-dependent catabolic process; positive regulation of mitotic metaphase/anaphase transition.
AUCCUGUCCUAUUUUCUGUUGACGUAUAUGGAGGGUUAUGAAAAAUGGCGGCGCUCAGCACUGAGUUUGGCGAUUUGGUGCAAAUUAAAAAGCAACUAAUUUCUAUAAUAUCGCAAUGUAGAGAGAGGGGGCUGGUGCAUAGUGUGAAGUGGGCUUCAGAGCUGGCCUUUGCCUUGGACCCUCUCCCAGUACACGAACACCCCCCACCUACUGAACUUACCGAAGAGGACGCGCAGGAUUUUGACGCUCUCUGUCUGGCAAAAUCAUACUUUGACCUGAAGGAGUAUGAUCGCGCUGCGUAUUUUCUCCGGGGCUGCCGCAGUAAAAAAGCCUACUUCUUGUACAUGUACUCCCGCUACCUGUCUGGAGAGAAGAAGAAGGAUGACGAGACAGUGGACAGCCUUGGGCCCCUGGAGAAGGGCCAGGUGCGGAAUGAGGCUCUCAGGGAGCUGAGGGUGGAACUGAGCAAGAAACACAGUGCUGGUGAGCUGGAUGGAUUUGCCUUAUACCUUUAUGGGGUGGUGCUGCGAAAGCUGGAUCUGUUGAAGGAGGCGGUGGAGAUCUUUGUGGCAGCUGCACACGCCUUGCCUUUGCACUGGGGGGCCUGGCUGGAGCUCUGCAAUCUUGUCACCAACAUUGAGAUGCUGAAGUCGCUGUCUCUGCCUGACUGCUGGGUGCGUGACUUCUUCCUGGCUCACAUGUACACGGAGCUGCAGAUGAUCACAGAAGCCCUGCAGAAAUACCAGAGUCUCAUCGAGGCAGGCUUCUCCAAGAGCACCUACAUCAUCUCACAGAUCGCAGUCGCCUACCACAACAUCAGAGACAUCGAUCAGGCUUUAGCUCUGUUUAAUGAGCUUCGGGAGCAGGACCCCUUCCGCAUCGAGAACAUGGACACCUUCUCCAACCUGCUCUAUGUCAGGAGUAUGAAGCCAGAGCUCAGCUAUCUGGCCCACAACCUGGUGGAGAUUGACAAGUACAGAGUGGAGACCUGCUGUGUGAUCGGCAACUACUACAGUUUGCGCUCCCAGCACGAGAAGGCUGCCCUGUACUUCCAGCGCGCUCUCAAGCUCAACCCACGCUGCCUAGGGGCCUGGACCCUAAUGGGCCACGAGUAUAUGGAGAUGAAGAACACCUCCGCAGCUAUACAGGCCUACAGACAUGCAAUAGAGGUAAACAAGCGAGACUAUCGUGCCUGGUACGGACUUGGACAGACCUACGAAAUCCUCAAGAUGCCUUUUUACUCCCUCUACUACUACCGCAAGGCCCACCACCUCAGACCUAAUGAUUCACGGAUGCUGGUUGCACUUGGUGAAUGUUACGAGAAACUCAACCAACACGUUGAGGCUAAGAAGUGUUACUGGAGGGCGUACUCAGUGGGAGAUGUGGAAAGGAUGGCUCUGCUCAAACUGGCCAAAUUGCACGAACAGCUCCAUGAAUCGGACGACGCUGCACAAUACUAUAUCAUCUAUAUUCAAGACAUUUUCUCCUGUGGGGAGCAGUUGGAGCAUGCUGAGGUGAGCACGGCCCUCCGGUAUCUGGGCCAGUACUACUUCAAGAACAGGAUGUAUGACGAGGCCUCCUUCUGCGCCCAACGCUGCUGUGACUACAAUGAUGCUCGUGAGGAGGGGAAGGCGCUGCUGCGACAGAUAGCGGCGGUGCGGGAGCAGGGGGACGUGUCCUCGCCUGAGAUGACUAGUGCUGGCGGCGUCUUCACCCCGCUGUCCAACAACAACAACAACGCCACGCCCAUCAGGAGAGUUUCCCCACUGGACCUGUCCUCGGUCACACCCUAGCAUGCAUACACAGGCCCAGUUAGACCCCCCCCACACACAAACUCAUCUGGAGUAACCACUGGACCUGUCCUGUCGCGCCCAUCACGGACAAACACAUGCUCACGCAGGCCAAUUGGGAGUGUCUCCAGUAGACCUGUACACACACCCCCCCCCUGUCCACAACUUUCAACAACUGGACCCGUUCCCCGUCAGCACGGACACAUCUGUGCUGGUGUGUGAAUCACAACAGGUGUACAUAGACACCAAACACUGGUGCUGUCUGUAGCAUACCCCUUACAUCCUUCUGUAGCCUCUGUUAUGAGUUCAUGAAUAAGUGUUAAUAUACUCUCCAUUUCUACACCACAGACCAUCACCAUGUAAAUAUUUAUGGAUUUCAGAGGGAAUGGCUUGUUUGAUCCAUUGUGGAAAUAAACUUCUUUUUUUCUA